ACAAGUUUGUCUGUCAAACGUUCUAUUGCCACAGAGGAAGAGAAGGAUCUUCGGAAAGGGUCCCUAAUUCCGCGAGACCUUUCGAUAUGCUCUAACGCUACUUCGCCUGUGAACUUGGAUAGCCUUUCACCAUUCCUUUCAUCCAACUCAACACAUUUCACCAAAUUUUCUUUAAUCCGAAAAUCUGAUUUGCUUAAAAAAUUAUGCUUGGGGUACUCAUCUAAUUCAACGGACCGGAGAUGAAUGCGAAGUUGUAAAGUGGCUGGGCCUUCGACGUCGACGUUGGAGAGUGCUGGGAUUGUCAACGAUUGACGAUUGGAAAGGGGUGACGAAGGGGUUUCGAUUUUGUAAAUGGAGGAUCAGAAGUCAAAUAAGCUGUUGAUACUCUACGCCUCGCAAACCGGUAACGCAUUGGACGCCGCCGAGCGUGUCGGCCGUGAAGCCGAGCGCCGAGGCUGCCCCGUUGUUAUUCGUUCCAUGGACGACUUUGAUGCUGGAUCCUUGCCUCAAGUGGACACUGCAAUCUUUGUUGUUUCUACCACAGGCCAGGGAGAUACUCCGGAUUCAAUGAAGGUGUUUUGGAGGUUUCUUCUGCAGAAAUCUUUGAAAAAGCAAUGGCUGAAAGGUGUUCAUUAUGCUGUAUUUGGAUUGGGUGAUUCUGGCUACCAGAAAUUCAAUUUUGUUGCAAAAAAGCUUGAUAAUAGACUUUCAGAUCUUGGGGCUAUGGCUAUUGUUGAAAGAGGUUUAGGAGAUGAUCAGCACCCUUCUGGGUAUGAAGGUGCUCUGGAUCCGUGGAUGCAAUCUUUGUGGAGUAGGUUGCAUCAAAUUAAUUCUUCAUUCUUCCCACAAGGUCCAGAUUUUGUGAUACCGGACAUAAAAUUAAUUGGACAACCAAAAGUUCACAUCACAUAUCAUAACAUUGGUAACGCAGAUUCCCGAUUAUCUAUUGCCUCAGAUUUGAAAGGUAUCCGGACACAACUUGAGAGCGCACGUUCCAUGUCUCCUGGAAAAUUCUCCAGUUACAAGAAUAAGCCUGAUUGCUUUCUUAAAAUGGUAUUGGUAGUAUGA
Pistacia vera is the source of this 1068-nucleotide messenger RNA. Its product is annotated as NADPH-dependent diflavin oxidoreductase 1-like. Gene Ontology annotation, cellular component: cytosol. The transcript is spliced from 7 exons. The coding region runs from base 352 to 1068 and encodes 238 amino acids. NCBI's taxonomy places the organism in Eukaryota, Viridiplantae, Streptophyta, Magnoliopsida, Sapindales, Anacardiaceae. Gene Ontology annotation, molecular function: oxidoreductase activity; FMN binding; flavin adenine dinucleotide binding. The record is from RefSeq and is a predicted model, not a curated record.